AUGGAUGAGAAGGUGUCCAUCAUUCUAUAUUACAAUGAUUAUCAUACCUUCAUUUGUCACCAAUAUUUUGUCAAUCAUAGGCAUUCUCACAAAAGCGGACAUCAUGGGAAAGCUUGGAAUGGCGCUAACAAGCAUAAUGUCGCUGAGUCUCAUAUUAGGAAUUCUUGCGACAUCGCUUCCGAGAUCCGAACGAUUACCGAAGAUAGGUGCGGUACUGUAGCGAUCAGUUUCUCUUCUUCAAACACGUUGUUACAUGAGGAUAUUCCAGUCAUUUAUGUGAUGACAAAUCUUCUGAUAGUGGUAUUUGCUCUGGUGGCGGCAUUUGUGCUAUCGUGUUUGAAGGAAAUUCACUCACACAGCUGUGAAGGGAAUGAGAGCGACGGGAGGAAACUAAACGAGAACAAGCGCUAUCGCAAGGCCGCAUACGUACUAAUUGCGAUGUUCGAAAUGGCAAAUCUCAUAAACUUGAUCGUACUUAUUGCAUAG
Molecule: messenger RNA, 486 nt
Organism: Cylicostephanus goldi
Lineage: Eukaryota; Metazoa; Nematoda; Chromadorea; Rhabditida; Strongylidae
Source: the annotation of a GenBank genome assembly